Messenger RNA from Esox lucius (northern pike), 2464 nucleotides. Its product is annotated as beta-1,3-galactosyl-O-glycosyl-glycoprotein beta-1,6-N-acetylglucosaminyltransferase 3-like. The record is from RefSeq and is a predicted model, not a curated record. Bases 818 to 2128 code for a protein of 436 amino acids. The transcript has a single exon. Gene Ontology annotation, molecular function: acetylglucosaminyltransferase activity. NCBI's taxonomy places the organism in Eukaryota, Metazoa, Chordata, Actinopteri, Esociformes, Esocidae. Gene Ontology annotation, cellular component: membrane.
UUGAGCAGGAAUAUGCUGCACAGUGCUCUGGCGCCGUUGCUUCUGCUGCUACGCAACUAGGAGUACGACCGGUCGAAGAUGGUGGCCGUAUUUCUCGUGCCCAGCAGCCAAUGCGGGGUCUACUCUUUAUUAUGUCUAUGGUACCCCCUAGCCUCGUUUUGGAUUUCAAGAUGGAGGCGGGGUGAAUAAGGCGAAUUACCUGAUGGGAUGUUUUAAUCGUAUCCUGCUUUUGCAUUAUUUCCCUCUAUACAAACAGAAAAUGUUUAAAGAAAGAACAAUGAUAUAUGAUGUCAGAUGGUUCCACAGUGUGACUGCCCUGACAUUUUAAUAACUUUACCUUCUUUGACUAUGUGGUCAUAUUGACUGAUUAAUUCAUCUUAGCUACACAAACAUCAAACACAUACAUAUGUCUAAAGUCAUUUGUCUAAAGUAAUCUAAUCAUUACUCCAAAUCUUUAAGUUCCACAAACAAAUGGCUUUUGAGUGAAUAAACUUAAAUCUUUUAGUCUUUGUAGUCAGUUGCCUUACAUUUUUUGAGUUCUGAUAACUUAUUUGGGUUUACAGUGUAUGAGGCCAUUAUGAUUUAAAUAACUUCUAUACUUAACUUCUGGAAUGUUUCCCUCCUACGUGCAGUUUCCUCUCCUUUUUUGCCUUGUAGUAGUUGGGGUGGUUAUUGUUGCAUUCCAUUAAUAACACAAAAGGCUAGGUAGAGUGAAGGUGCAGCAGUGAACAACUACUCAUAGAUACUCAGUCACAGAAACUUCCAACAGAGAAUACUACAUAGAAACUAACAACACAUUGUAGACACCAGACCCGUGAUGGGUAUUUUUUAUCGAAACAGAACUCAAAGAGCUUUCAUAAAUCUGUUUCUGAUCCUGCUGAGUAUUUCUGUCUCUCUGCUCCUGUGGACAACUAGCAGACACUCAAUCUCCUCUCACAGAAGCCCUCUGAUUGCUCUGGACUUGCCUCCCGGCUAUGCUGCCGACCUGCCAGCCUGCUCUGCCAUCAUCCAGGGAGAUGUGGAGGGUCUGGAGAAGGAGCAGCUUAGUCUCCUGCUGAAAUCCAAGAAGAAGAGACAGCUGCUGUCGGAGGGGUUCUAUCAAAAUGUGACUCAGGACUGUCAGAGGUACAUCACAGAUAGAGGGUUUAUCACCGUUCCUGUCAGCCAGGAAGAGAAUAACUUCCCCAUUGCUUUCUCCAUGGUGGUCCAUGAGAAGAUUGAGAUGUUUGAAAGGCUGUUGCGUGCCAUCUACACUCCUCAGAACGUCUACUGUGUUCAUGUGGACCAGAAAACAUCUGAUAACUUCAAGAGUGCAGUAAGUUCUAUCGUGUCCUGUUUGCCCAAUGUGUUUCUGUCCAGUAAGAUGGAGAGUGUGGUCUACGCAUCCUGGUCCAGAGUGCAGGCUGACCUGAACUGUAUGGAGGAUCUGCUGAAGUCACCUGUCCAGUGGAGAUACCUGCUGAACACCUGUGGAACAGACUUCCCCAUUAAGACCAACGCUGAGAUGGUUCAGGCCCUCAAGCUGCUGAAUGGGAAGAACAGCAUGGAGUCAGAGACGACCAAUGACUACAAGAAGGGCAGAUGGCAGUUCCAUCACAACGUCACUGACAGAGUGGUCCGGACGGAGGUUAAGAAAAGCCCGCCACCAAUCAGCACCCCCAUGUUCUCUGGCAAUGCCUACUUUGUGGUGUCCAGGGCCUUUGUCCAUCAUGUGAUGGAGUCUCAGGAGGUCCAGGCACUGCUGGAGUGGGAGAAAGACACUUAUAGUCCAGAUGAACACCUGUGGGCCACUCUGCAACGAAUGCCCUAUGUACCAGGCUCCAUCCCACCCAACAGUAAGUAUGAACUGUCAGAUAUAAACGCCAUAGCCAGGUUAGUGAAGUGGUCAUACCUGGCUGGUGAUGUGAGGAGUGGAGCUCCGUACCCUCCCUGUUCUGGGGACUACAGGAGAGCUGUGUGUGUCUAUGGGGCUGGAGACCUACAGUGGCUCCUAAAGCAUCACCACCUCAUUGCUAACAAGUUUGACCCUGAGGUGGAUGAUGUGGCUAUCAGGUGUCUGGAAUCAUACCUGCGCUUCAAAUCAACACACAAAGAAACACUAAGGAAUGUGGAAUCUGGCUGUAACUGACUCAAAGUAAGGAACAUCAUAUGUUCUAAAUACAUUAAUGUACAUUCAUUUAAAAUAUAAUUUGGAUUGUGGUAUAUUGUAGUAUUGUCCUGUAAUUGAGUUAAAUCGAGGUUUGAGUUGUACAUACAUCAAGGAAUUAUUGUGACAGUGUUUUAAAAUGUUGUGACUGUUGUUACAGUUACUGUUUUUAAUUGUUAUGGUUGUUGUUUUGAAAUGUUAUAGUUCUUGUUUUUAAUUGUUAUGGAAUACAAAGAACUAUACAUCAAUCAGCCAUAACAUUAUGACCACUGACAGGUGAAGUGAAUAACACUGAUAAUCUCGUUAUCAUGGCACCUG